This is a messenger RNA of Thlaspi arvense, 1747 nucleotides long. The record is from the annotation of a GenBank genome assembly. NCBI's taxonomy places the organism in Eukaryota, Viridiplantae, Streptophyta, Magnoliopsida, Brassicales, Brassicaceae.
AAGAAGCGAUAUGACACAUUACAGAGCGAGCUCAGAGGCCGAGAACUUGAUGAACGACAGAAGCAGUAGUCGCCGGGAAAAAGAAGAAGACGAAGAGGAAGCCAUGAAAUUGGCGGCUCUUGAGCAGCUACAGCGUCUUCCGACGUACGAUCGGGCGAGGAAGGCCGUGUUGAGAGGGAUCACAGGAGGUUUCAAGGAGAUUGACAUGAAGGAUUAGGGCUUCGUGGAGAUAAGAGAGCUUUUUGAUAGAGUGAUGACGAUGGAUGACGAGGAUUGGCAUGGAGAGUAUCUACGGAGGCUAAAGAGUCGUUUCGAUAGAGUCUCUCUGAAUCUCCCAACGAUAGAAGUCCGAUUUGAGGAUGUGAACGUGACCGCCCAAGCCUAUGAACGCAGUAGAGCUGUUCCCACAGUCAUCAACUCAUACGCCAGCUUUGCAAAAAGUGUUGGAACUAAAAUCGGAAUUCUUCGGAUUCAAACAAAGAGAAUCUCCAUCCUAAAGGAUGUUAGCGGAAUCAUCAAACCCGGCAGGCUGAGUCUACUUUUGGGACCACCGGGCUCUGGAAAGUCGACCCUACUUAAAGCAUUGUCUGGAAAGAUAGAAAGUGGACUAAAAUAUACAGGGAAAGUGACAUACAAUGGGCAUGAACUGCAUGAGUUUGUGCCUGAAAGAACUUCCGCCUACAUCGGCCAAUACGAUGUUCACUUGCCGAGGCUAACAGUUCGAGAAACAUUACAGUUUUCAGCAAAAUGCCAAGGAGUCGGCACACGAUAUGAUAUGCUUUCCGAGUUACUGAGACGGGAGAAAGACUUGAAGAUCAAACCAGAUCCUUACCUCGACGCGUUAAUGAAGGCGUCAGUUCUGAAAGGACACAAGGAGAAUGUGGUUACGGAUUACGUUUUAAAGGUAUUAGGGCUUGAGACAUGCGCUGAUACGGUAGUUGGGGAUAAUAUGCAAAGAGGCAUCUCUGGUGGGCAAAAGAAACGCGUAACAACAGGCGAGAUGUUGGUGGGACCAGUCGGAGCUUUCUUCAUGGACAACAUAUCAGACGGUUUAGAUAGCUCAACGACGUUUCAGAUUGUCAAGUGCAUCAAGCAAAUGAUCCAUGUUUUCGAUAAAACCGCUCUAAUCUCUCUUCUCCAGCCUCCUCCAGAGACAUUCGAGCUCUUUGAUGAUGUCAUCAUUCUCGGAGAAGGCCGAAUCGUUUACCAAGGCCCUCGGGAAAACGUCCUUGAGUUUUUUGAAUCUAUGGGGUUUAAGUGUCCUGAAAGAAAAGGAGUUGCUGAUUACUUGCAAGAAAUUUUAUCAAGAAAAGAUCAAGAACAGUACUGGGCUAAUCCGGAGGUGCCAUAUCGCUAUGUAUCGGCAAAACAAUUCGAGGAAGGCUUUAAAACUCACCAUCUCGGGAGCACAAUGCGUUCACAGCUCGCAACACCGUUUAAUCGAUGGGAGAAUCACGGAGCAGCCUUGACAAAGACUACUUUUGGAUCCAGCAAAUGGGAAAUGCUAAAGGCGUGCUUAGCAAGAGAGUGGAUUCUGAUGCAAAGAAACAUCAGAAUCUUCUGCCUCAAGUCAUUUCAGCUGUUUUUCAACGCGGCAAUGAUCGGACUCGUGUUCUCGACACAAAGGGAACAUCACAGCACUGUAGAAGAUGGAAUCAUAUACAUGGGAGCUAUCUAUCUGGAAGUGCAGAUGGUUUUCUUCUUCUUGAACAUGGAUUGGUUUCCCAAUUCUUAUCUUCGAUUUUAA